AUGAUGAUCGGAGAAACUCAUCGUGUUUAUCCAACUGUUCAUAUUCCUCCAUGGCCACUUUCCGACGAUCUAACGGCGGCGGAUAUUUACGGAAGCCCUGACGGCGGAAACAGCAUGAUCGAGGCUUUGGCUGCUUUGCAGCGUUAUCUUCCGUCGAACGAGCCAGAUCCGGAUUCAGAUCCGGAUUUAUUGGGUCCGGAUUCUCCAAUCGACGCUUACUCCUGCGAUCAUUUCCGGAUGUAUGAGUUUAAAGUCAGGCGAUGCGCUCGUGGCCGGAGCCAUGACUGGACGGAGUGUCCGUACGCUCAUCCCGGAGAAAAAGCUCGCCGUCGAGAUCCGAGGAAGUAUCACUACUCCGGUACGGCUUGUCCCGAUUUCAGGAAAGGCGGUUGCAAAAAAGGUGAUGCCUGUGAGUUUUCUCACGGCGUUUUCGAGUGUUGGCUUCAUCCUGCGCGUUACCGGACUCAGCCGUGUAAAGACGGUGGUAACUGUCGCCGUCGUGUUUGUUUCUUCGCUCAUUCGCCGGACCAGCUUAGGGUUCUGCCGAAUCAAAGCCCCGAUCGAGUAGAUUCGUUUGAAGGUGUGUCUCCGAUACGCAGGGCGUUUCAGUUUUCGAUUUCCCCGACGUCUGGCUCGCCGCCGGUGAGUCCACGAGACGACUCGGAGUCUUCUUCCUCACUGAGUCGUUCACUCGGGUCUGGUUGUGUGAACGACGUCGUUGCGUCUCUGAGGAAUCUGCAACUUAAUAAAGUGAAAUCUCUUCCUUCGUCCUACAACAAUCAAAUCCGAUGCUACGGUUCCGGGUUCGGGUCUCCACGUGGAUCACUCUUGGGUCCCGGGUUUCAGAGCUUACCAAAUACCCCGACCCGACCCGAGACUGGGUAUAUGGACAUUUGGGAUUAUGGUUUGGAGGAAGAACCGGCGAUGGAACGGGUAGAGUCCGGUCGUGAACUGCGAGCGAAGAUGUUCGAGAAGCUGAGCAAGGAAAACUGUAUGGAACGGGUCGACCCGGAUCCGUAUCAGGAAUCCGGUGAAGCUCCCGAUGUCGGGUGGGUCUCUGAGCUGGUGAUGUGA
Thlaspi arvense is the source of this 1074-nucleotide messenger RNA. The record is from the annotation of a GenBank genome assembly. NCBI's taxonomy places the organism in Eukaryota, Viridiplantae, Streptophyta, Magnoliopsida, Brassicales, Brassicaceae.